Molecule: messenger RNA, 1283 nt
Organism: Mucor mucedo
Lineage: Eukaryota; Fungi; Mucoromycota; Mucoromycetes; Mucorales; Mucoraceae
Exons: 5
Coding region: 39-1196 (385 amino acids)
Biological process (GO): mRNA splicing, via spliceosome
Cellular component (GO): U12-type spliceosomal complex
Molecular function (GO): U12 snRNA binding; pre-mRNA intronic binding
Source: RefSeq, a predicted model, not a curated record
GUGACUCCAUCUUUAACGUGGUUCCCAAAAGUACUCAGAUGGAUCAGCUUAAUAGUAACGCAGUAACAACGCUCAUUGUAAAGCAUUUACCAGAUUUCAUUACGAGCUCAACAGAAUUACAAAAUGAUUAUUUCAAGCCAUAUAAACCUUUAAGUGUAAGGUUUAUGCAAAGUCAAGCUAUGCCAGGAUUCGCCUUUCUCGAUUUCCCCAACCGUGACACAGCUGAAGCGGCCUACGAGCAGCUGAAAUACAUCAAUUUUGGAUUAUAUUACAAGCAGAUUAUAAUUGAAUACGCUAAACCAAACCCAAACAGAAAUCAAAUGACAGAACCUGUCACACUCACUAUUGAGCAGCACGAACAAGCAGCAGACCCCGUAUCAUUGUCACAAGGUAUAUUGUACCCACCCAAUCCGCAUUUGCGUUACUUUUAUCCAGAUCCUACACCAGAUAUUCUGGCCAAUAUAUCUAAUGCACUUGGAACGGUACCGAGAUUUUAUACACAGGUGCUUCACUUGAUGAAUAAAUAUAACAUGCCACCCCCUUUUGGCGCAGUCGAUAAGGAAUCUGUGCCCUCUUUGAAAAGGAAACACGAUGACUUAUUAGCUAGUGACGAAUCCGAGUUAGAAGAUGAAGACAAUAAUAAUAUUGCAGCAGAAGCACAAGAACAGAAAGUGAAACAGGCAAGGCUUGGUCGAAUUGCGGCUGAAAAACAAAAAAUAGCACUUACAGCUUCUCCAGCAAAUUGCAUCACUAGUAAAGCUACCUCCAGCAAGAUAAAAAUUAACAUUGGGAAGCUUACUGAUCAAAAGAGGUCCAGUCAGUUACAAGAUAAACAAGUAUCGCCCGAUCGAUUACAGGAAGAACAAAAAAAAAUUCAUGACAAGUGUCUGCCAAUGUCAGAAUUGAUAAAUUUACCGGCAUUUAAAAACUAUACUAGUGGUACACCUAGCAAUAAAUUAUACAUCAAAAACCUUAGUAAACAGGCGACGCAGCAAGAUUUACUUGAUUUAUAUGGAAAAUUCAGUAAAGAAAUACAGGUGAAUCUAAUGACGAAAGGGCGAUUACGUGAUCAAGCAUUUGUUACAUUCCCAGAUGAGACGAGCGCAAGGUUGGCAUUAGAGUGUACGAACGGUUACGUGCUUCACGAACGUCCAAUGGCAGUCCUUUUCAGCAAAGCGGCGGUUGUAAAUAAUUAAUUUUUUUUGUUGCUCGUAAAUAAUAGAGUCACAAAUAUUUUAAAAUAAAAAGGCAAAAAUUUUCACAACCAAAAUGAAAUUUUUAUU